AUGGAGGAGCCUGACUCAGGCGUCGAUCCUCUCGACAACCUUGGCGACUCACCACUAUACGUGAAUCCAAAACAGUUCCAUCGCAUCCUCAAGAGACGCGUAGCACGACAGAAGGCCAGAGAGGCCACGAUCCAGCCUGCAGAUACCCAUGCCGCCCCCGACAACCGUUCGCAAGGCGCCUUGAGCAGCGCAUCUUCUGAACGGGGAUCGAAUCAUGCCUGGGAAUCAUCUAAUGUCGAAAAGCAAUAUGAACUUUGCUUGCCAUUCAACAAGGAUGGAGAUCAGAGCGAGAAGGGGGGCGGUUCCCUGUCCAUUGAGAGUCACACCAUCAAAACCCCCAAGCGAUUCCUCACUAUAGAAGACCUCGGUGCGCUUGGAGUCAAUUCAGAGGGUCAUUUCUCGAACUGGCCUUACAACUGCAGAUAUUUCGUCCCCGAGCUCAUGAACGCAGAAGCGGCGACUUCUUUACUAAAGCGCGACGCUGAGUUCUAUCCUGAGGAGAGUGAUAGCCCAGAAUGCUUCACGGUCGUUGAUUUGACAGAGACCGGACUACAUUCUUUCGUGCUCAUUUCUUCGGACAGUCGAUUCGACGAAAGGCUACGAUUGUCUGAUCUCUCCCACGGCAGCACGCGCAUCCUCUUUGUUUCGCAGAAACGGCUGUGUCUCAAGAACUACACCACAAGCAGGUACGGGCUCAAAUAUUCAACCUGGCUCAAGAUCUUGUCCUCGUGCGAGAUACCUCCGGAUGCAGUCCAGGUACUCCACGAGAACAACGGUUGCUGGGGAGCCCAUACAUCAUUCUGCUCCGAUGUCAAAGGCAUGUCUUGUCGAACCAAGACUCCCAAUGACUUGCUUGGGGAGACAUUUUGUGCCUACCAUAUCUGGAUGAAGCCGCGACCAUGGUGGAACGAAGAGCACUUUGUCUACGCUCGUCAUGACUUCCAUUCGAGGAGGAAGCUCUUAGUCGUCGUUGGCACAUCCCUCGACGCGCAACGACAGCGUGUCUUGUCGCAGUUCCGGCCAGCAACGCAGCCGCAUCUGUUCUCCGCCCUGCUUGCCCUUGCAACCACAUGGACGAAAGACCUCGAAGAAUUUGUGUGGGAGCAAGACUUCAGCACACAGCGGCUUGAGUCGGACACUGGGUGGUCCACCGUCGGCCAUACCCAACUGAAGCCUUUGCCUCGCGAGAAGCUCGCCCUCCGCAAAGACAUGAUACUUACCAAAGACGCGCUGUCCCAUGUGGUGCGCGCUUCAGAGUCCCUCGACGAACUCUACUCCUUCUUGUCAAGAGAGGUUCGCGCGAUCCCCUCGGAUGGUUACAACGUCAACCUCCGUCCCGACCAGCUUAAAGACGCCUUCGUGCAGCAAGCAUGCAAGCAGUGGCACCAAAAGAGCCAAGCUCAAGGUCUCAUUGACCGCCUCGAUACUCAAUGGAAAAUUGUCAGUGCACUCAUGGCUCAGCAUAAUAACAGCUUGAACUAUCAGAUUGCAACAGAUUCGAGAGUUGACACAAUUGUCAUGCGGCGCAUCUCCUUUGUGACGAUAGCUUUUCUUCCGGCAACCUUUUUGGCGACUUUCUUCAGUAUGUCGUUUUUCCACGUUACUUCGGACGAUUUAGUCGCGAGUCCUGCUAUUUGGAUCUACGUUGUCUGCGCUGUACCCCUGACUCUGGCCAUCGCCUGGCAGUCGAGCACUCGAGGUUUGUCCGCAGUAAAAUGGACUGCAUCAAAGCUGCGGUGGAGGACCCCCAAGAAGAGUGUCUACUUCGAGGAAUAA
Fonsecaea multimorphosa CBS 102226 is the source of this 1776-nucleotide messenger RNA. RefSeq lists its product as uncharacterized. The record is from RefSeq and is a predicted model, not a curated record. NCBI's taxonomy places the organism in Eukaryota, Fungi, Ascomycota, Eurotiomycetes, Chaetothyriales, Herpotrichiellaceae. Gene Ontology annotation, biological process: regulation of DNA-templated transcription. Gene Ontology annotation, molecular function: DNA-binding transcription factor activity. The coding region runs from base 1 to 1776 and encodes 591 amino acids. The transcript has 2 exons.